Molecule: messenger RNA, 12422 nt
Organism: Ictalurus furcatus (blue catfish)
Lineage: Eukaryota; Metazoa; Chordata; Actinopteri; Siluriformes; Ictaluridae
Gene: apobb.1
Product: apolipoprotein Bb, tandem duplicate 1
Exons: 28
Coding region: 46-11235 (3729 amino acids)
Biological process (GO): lipoprotein transport; cholesterol transport; cholesterol homeostasis
Cellular component (GO): low-density lipoprotein particle; mature chylomicron; very-low-density lipoprotein particle
Molecular function (GO): cholesterol transfer activity; low-density lipoprotein particle receptor binding
Source: RefSeq, a predicted model, not a curated record
AUCCAGAGUACUGCCAUUGCAAGGCAAAAGUUUAUUGAACCCAUCAUGGGGGACAGUAAGCUUUUUGUUUUGCUACUUUUCUAUACCAUCAUCUUUACUGAUGCUCAAGAUGAUGAAGCUGUGUGCCUUUUGGCUAAAAGGUACAAGAGCUUUCACAAGUAUGAGUACCUUUAUGAAACCGAGUCUCUGAACACACUGAAUGGAGCUAUCAACGGACCCAGAGUCAGCUGCAAGGUCGAGAUUGAUGUUCCUGGCACAUGCCACUUCAUUGUGCACACCAAGGAGUGCUCGCUCAGUGAGGUCAUCAGUAUUGAUGCAGAUGGAAACCCAGUCUUUGGACCCAAUGCUGGUACUGAGACCUUCAACACUCAAAUGGAGAAGAACCCAUUAAAGGUCAUUGUAGAAGGUGACAAUGACAUCAAGCUUUUCCCCGAGGAUGAUGAGCUAAUCAACAUCCUGAACAUCAAGAGAGGUAUCAUCUCUGCGCUUGCUGUACCAGUGCUCCAAGAAGACAAGAAUAAGAAAAUGCCUACCAUCUACGGUCUGUGUAAGACUGAUUACACUGUGAACGCCAGGGAAGAUAUUGCCACUGAUGUGACCCUCAACAGGGACUUGUCCAGAUGUGACCAAUUCAGGCCAAUCAAAGACCACACCAGCCCCCUGGCUAUCAUUACAGGCAUGCACUACCCACUUGCUCAGUUGAUCAGAAGCAAACAGACUUGCAGUUACAAAUUUGACAAUGAGCAGAAACACAUGACCUCUGGUGUUUGCACUGAGGACCAUCUCCUUGUGCCUUUUUCUUAUAAGGGGAAGUACGGCGUUACCAGUGUUGGCAAACAGACACUGUCUCUGUUGGAAGUGACUGAGUACAACGAAAGAGUGUUUGAUCACAAAGAGGCCAACAUGAAGACCCUGCACCUUGACGAGAGUAUUGAUAUGAGCCCCAAUCAAGAUAAAAAUGCCAUCCUUGCUGUUCUGAGAGAGCUGUCCGGCCUUUCCCACACCGCCGACGGACAAAAGAGAGCUCACCUGGCGUACAAGCUUGUAGCUGUGAUCCGCAAGAUGAACGCUGAUACACUGUCUGCUGCUUUGCCAGAGGCUCUGGAAAUCUCUCCUUCCCUGACCUACCAAGCUUUGUUCCAGUGUGGCACCCCAGAGUGCAGCGGUGCCUUGAUGCAAGUCUUCAGGACCUUCAAAAGUUCCUCCAGUGAAAUUGACGCUGUGGUCUAUGCCAUGGGAAUGGUGCCCAACCCCUCUCGUGUGCUUGCCAAGGAAAUGCUGGAGAUGGCCAAGUUUAAGUCAAGCAAACUCGUUUACUAUGCUACCAGCAAUGUUGUUCGGAGGCUUUAUAAGGCAGAAGGAAGAGUCACCCCUGAAAUCCAGGCAGUGGCAGAUUAUGCCCUUGAAAAUAUUGGGGACUGCACAGGUGAUCAGGAGCACAUCUAUUUGACUCUAAGGGUUAUUGGAAACAUGGCUGAAGCUGUCGGUGCUGCCAGUCCUGACCUGAAGUCAGCUGUGAUUCAGUGCAUCAACCAACCUGCUGCUUCCACUGAGGUUCAGCAAGCAGCCAUCCAGGUCUUCAGACUGACCCCCCUGCCUGAUGAGGGCAGAACAGUGUUAAUACAGGUGCUCCUGGACAGAACAGCUCCUGUGCAGAAACGUAUUGCUGCUUACCUCAUCCUGAUGAAGGAUCCCGAGGCUGCCGAACUUGCACAGUUGGCCGCAGCUCUAGCCAGUGAAGAAAACCUGCAGGUCAAGAGCUUUGUAACAUCUCACCUUACCAACAUUCUGAGCUCUACCGCACCUGAGACCAAAGAACUGAGGCAGAAAAUUCUUGACACCCUUCAAGGCAAUGAGGUUGGAAAUCUCAUGGAUGCUACUAAGUUUUCUCGUAACUACAAGAUUGGAUCUCUGGAGGGAAACAUGAUCUUUGACAAUGAAAAGAAACUGCCUACGGAAGUCAUGCUUGAAAUGACCCUGAAUGCUUUCGGAUAUGACAUUGACAUGGUUGAGGUUGGUAUGGAAGGUAAGGGCCUUGAGCCAUCUGUUGAGGCUUUGUUUGGUCCUGAAGGUUUUUUCCCUGAUACUGUGCUGAAGACUAUUUACUAUGCUGCUGAUAAGAUGCCUUCCCAAGUGAAUGAGAUCCUCAAGACCAUGAUCCCAGACUUGAAUGAAAGGAAAAGGCAUCAGGGAUCAAAAAAUAUCAUCAAAGAAAUUGGUAAAAAUGUUGAGAAGCUAAUCAAGAACCUGAAGACCCAAGAUGCCCCUGAAGCCAUGAUCUACCUGAGGUUGCUAGGUGCUGAACUUGGCUAUCUUAAAACCAAAGAUUUGGAGGAAAUGGCCUACUCUGUGACAAAGGUGGCUGAAAACCUCCUUCGGACAUUCCCAACUGAUUUUGUCAAAAGCCUGUUCUCAAGUGCUGACAAUGAGCUUUUCCUUCAUUACAUCUUCAUGGACAAUGAGUUCUACCUGCCUACUGGUUCAGGUCUUCCACUGAGGGUUGCUUUGUCUGGUACCUUUUCACCGGGUGUUAAAGGAGGACUCAAAAUUAGUCCAGAUAUGAGUGAGAUCGCUUUUGUGCCAUCUGCUGGUGUUGAAUUUGUGACUGAAAUUGGUGCGCACCUCCCGGACUAUGUUCACUCUGGCCUGGAGUUGCACACCAACAUCUACCAUGAGAGUGGUAUAAGAGCCAAAGUUGCGAUGACUCACAAUCAGAUCAAGCUGACCAUCCCAGCUCCUGAAGAGCCAGUUAAGGUUCUCAGUGUGAGUAACUCCAUGGUGUCUGUCAAUGGUGAUGAAACGAAAACCAUUCCUGCUAUGACGGACCAUGUUGAUGUGAAUGUAUGCACACCUCUUUUCCCUGGUGUGGAAUACUGCAAUGUCCUUCGGUACUCAGAUGCCAGGUUCAACGAUGCCUCCCCAUACUUCCCCCUUUCUGGUGACAGCAAAUUUGCUAUUGAGCUGCACCCCACAGCCGAUGUCUCUGAGUACACAGCCACUAUUAACUAUGCAUAUGAGGAGAACAUUGACAAAGUCACAUUUGAUGUAAAAGCUGAAGGAACAACCUUUGAGGCCACAUCCAAGGUCAUGUUCAACAGGAAGGAAUAUACUGUUUCUGCUGAACUCCAAAUCCCUGACUAUGACGUCGAAGCUGGGAUUCGAAUCGGUGCUGCUCACCCUAGCACUAAGAGCAAAGGCACACAUUCCAUCCAGAUUGACUUCAUCAAUAAGAACAUCCCUCAGGCAUCUCUGAUUGGCCUGGUGAAGACAGCAAAGAAAGUUUCUCUGCUGCAGGUUCAGUUGCUGGUCCCAUCUCUUGCGACUGAUGCAAAAGUAACUGCAAGUCUAAAGCGUGACGAGGAACUGACACUGAAGCUUGAAAGUGACCUUAAGUUUUUUGACACAUUGUCUGUGCAGAAACUCAUCCUAAAAUAUGAUCAUGAGAAAGUCGAAGCCCAGAUUAAGUCAGAUGUUAGCUCUAAAACCGAGAACAUUGUUUCCGAACUUGACACCAUCAAGGCAAAAAUCAGAGGCUUCUUGGAUCAGAAUAUUGGGGAGACUAAAACAAGGGUCUGUGAUGUUUUAGCCUCGUCAAUUGAGAUUGCAAAUUCCUAUAUCGUAGCUUCCAAGAUCCCAUAUGUGGAAAACCUAAGGGUUCCUUCCCUCCCUGAGUUUGAGGUGCCUGAGGUGCUGUUUUUAAAUAUUGAGGCAGGUGCAAAGUACCACUUUGGAAAGCGUUACUACACCAUCAGCCUCCCACUGCCCCUUGGUGGCAAAUCGUCUAAGGAUCUGAACUUCCCUCCUGCUCUCACCACACCAAAUUUUGCUGUGCCUCAGCUUGGUCUAAAGAUCGCCUCUAUUAAAGUUCCACUGCCUGAGGUCUUUGUUCCUAAGACCCUGACUUUGUCUCUGCCCACCCUUGGAAAGGCAGAAGUGGCUGGUAAGCUAAACAGCAACCUCUACAAUCUGGAAGCAACUGCGUCUGCUGGCAGAGAUUCUGAUGAGCAUCAAAGCUACUCUGCUAGAGUUGGUGUAACUGGAUCUAGCCCUGUAGAUCUCCUCUCCCUUACAGUUGAAGGAUCAGCCUUGAUUACUGGAACAGUGACUGAUACUCUAAGGGCAGAGGUGAACGGUAUUGUUAAUCACAAGCUCAUUGAUGUCAGAAUCAACUUUGGUGAAGAAAUACAACUAAAGGAGAAAAUCAGCAUAAUAUCAAGCAGCAAGAUUGAAGCCACCAGUCCCUUCAAUGUAAAGUAUUCUUUGGAACAUACAGGCCAAGUGGGAGUCAAUGCAGCAGAGAUCUCUGGAGAUAGCCUCUUAAAAGGAUCCUUUGUGACUGGUCCUAUUGAUGUUGAUGUCAGUCUCAAACAGUCACUUGCUCUCUUCCCAUUUAAGCCAGAGGCAAGAAUGGAUUCGACAUUAAAAGCUACCUCAACCCAUUUCCAGGCUCAGAACAAAAUUUCAGCAAGCUUUGUUAAUGGAGAGCUGUCGGUUGUAUCAAACUCAGUUGCAUUUGACGAUAUGCUGACACACAAUGCUGAGGUUUCUCUCAAGAGAUCAACUUGUGCUCUUAAAUCAGACACUAAGGCAUUGGUUCUGGGGCUGAAUAUCCAUAACAUUGCUGAAGCAAACAUUGGUGCUGAGAACAUCGGCAUGAAGAUUGAAACAACAACCAGUCAUUCUGAAGACCAUAUUAACUCCCUGAUCAUUGCAACUCUCAAUAAUAAUGGUUUGGUGGUAAAAAGUGAUGCUUCCAUAAAGCUAGCUCAACACACUGCUACUCACAAAGCCAGUGUGACCCUGGACAAAAGUGGUCUGGCUACCAGUGGCACCACCUCAGUGAACAGCCUGCUUACCCUUAAUAAUACCUUCAGUGGUAUCCUUCAUCCUUCUAAAUUUUCUCUAUCAACUGAGACAAAAGGAAAUUUUGAGGGCAUAACUAUUGAUAAUACCAACUCCAUAUCUGCCACAGUGUUUUCCAUAGAUUUAACUUCUAAGUCUCGAGUUGACUUUGCCCACAAUAUAUGGUACAUAUAUGACAUCUCGGUUCAGGCAGAACCUUACACUGUAACUGCUGGUAUGACAAGUCAUUUGAAGUUUGCCUCUGAUACAGACUUGAAAAACAACUGUGAAAUCAAACUUGCAGAUCUGACUGGAAAUGCUAAGUGUAGCACAACUGGAAAACUCAUUGGAGCUCACGUGAGCCAAGACACCGAAAUCGAUAUUAUUGGACUUGGUGUAAGAAUCAACAAUGAUGCACGCUUCAAUUCCCAACAUGUUCGCUUCUCUACUAACCUUCAGGCCACUGCCGCUCCAUUCACCUUUAACUUGCAUGCCCUUGCCAAUGGUGAUGGGGAGUUGUAUCUGUAUGGAAAACAUAGUGCCCAGGUGUACAACAAAGUCCUUCUGAAGGCAGAGCCACUUGCUCUUGCCCAUUCCCAUGAAUGUAGGUUCUCAACUACACAUGAGUUGGACAAGAAUGUCAUUUUUGAGACCAAUUUGGAUAAGAAGGUUGACACCCAGCUGUCACUUUCUGAGCAAUCAGCAUCAGUAACAAUAAAAUCGAAAAUAAACAACAAUGUAUUCAACCAAGACCUCAAAGCUUAUAACAACCAUGAGAAGAUCGGACUGGAAGUGUCUGGAUUAUUCACGUAUAGAGAAAACCAAGAUUUCUCUGUAUCAGCUUUAUUGCAGUAUGAUAAGAACACAGAUAUUCAUAUUAUCAACCUGCCACUUCUGGAAAGUCUGCCAGCCGUCCUGGAGAAGCUCAAAAUCACAUUUGUGACUCUUGUUGAUGCAAUUCAGGAUUACAUAAAAAGAGAGGAAUUUAUUGUCAAGCUUCAGGCCCUUCUACAGCACUUCACUGAUUCUGUAACUGAGUUUAAUCUUGAAGAAAAAGUUGUCCAGCUUAAAAAGAGCCUGAUUACAUUUGCUCAGGACUGUCCAAUCACUACAGAGGACCUGGAGGCUGCUGUGAGUAAACUGAGGACUGUCACACUGGAGGUUAUUGCUGCUUUAAGUACUCGUGUCAGUGAAGCACAGGAAUUGAUUUUGACUGGUGCCUUGUCUGACACAAUUAUGCAGAAGCUAACUUUACUCAAUGAAGAAUAUGACAUCAGGGGUAUACUGCUUGCUGUCAUUGAAGCCAUAGAAAAUGUGAUUCAACAGAUCGAUUUGACUAAACUGGAGGACAGCAGCAUUCCUGUAUUCUAUGGUGUUGAAAACCUGAAUGGCAUUAAAUUGCAUCUACAGGAGUAUGUGACAGACCUGAAGAAUGUGGUGACAGAUUUGGAUAAGGAUCAGUUUGUGGCCCUAAUUCAAAACAUCAUUACAACAACUGAGUUCUACACAGAAUACCUGCUUGCCAAAUUUCCCAGAGUAAAUUUCAGCAAGAUUGCGGCUACACUAAAUCAGCUAAUCACCGAACUAGACAUCAUUGGCAGGUGUAAAGUUAUCUACAGUGGCUUUAGAGAAGUUCUCGUUAAAUAUAAGCUUGACAAGAGGACUGAAGAAUUUUUGAACCACCUUCUGGAACUCAUCAAACAGUUCAAAAUUCAUGAAACAAUCCAAGUCUUUGGUAACACUCUGAAAUCAAUUCCGAUUCCUUUCCUACACGUGCUGGAGGAUGCCUACACCUACCUGAAGACAAGUGACAUAAGGCACAUGAUUGAUGAUUUGAAUAAAUUAAUUGAGGCUUUUGUUAAAUCAGUGAAGUCAUUUGAAUACAAUACAUUUGUAGAUGAGGCCAAUCAAAAACUUAGUGAGUAUACAGCAGAACUUAACAACAUUAUCGUGUCUCUUGAGAUUCCCCAGAAACUUGAGGCAACUAGAGUAUUCAUUAACUAUGCCCUGUCACCUGUAUCUGCUUUCUUGGAAGACCUAAGAUCAGCCACAGUCUCAGAUGUCAUUGAAGCAGGGAAAAAUCUCAUCGACAUUGUUGUCCUUAAUAACGUUAAGACACUUGCUGAGAAAUUCAAGCAGAGCAUUAUUGAUGUGGACAUCAGAGAAGAACUGCUACAGGCUUUGCAGCAAGUGAGCGAUAUCUAUAACAAGGUUUUGGCUGUGCUCACUAAUGCAUUUAACGACUAUGUUGAGGUGGCCACAAAAAUCCUUGGUGAUCAACAAAUUUUCACCGAGCUGAAGCAAAUCAACGACAAUGUUGUCAAAGUCCUCAAGACAUCUGAAAUUGAGAUACCCUCCUUCACCGUCCCACUCACUGACUUGGUUCUUCCUUCCAGGAAAUUCAGUUUGCAGCAACUUCAAGAGGCUGAGUUCCCUGGAGAGUUUAACCUUCCACAGUUCACCAUUCUGGGAUCCUACACUGUGCCAGCAAUCACCGUCACUUAUGAUGAUAUCAAGCAAACUCUCAUAGAACUCGCUGACUUCAUUAUCAACUACAAUAUUGAGAUAUUUGAUACUAAUGUUUACAUUGAAAAACUCACAGUGAACUUGCCUGAUCUCUCUACCUUCACACUGCCAGUGCUUACUUUACCACAUAUUUCCCUGCCUGCCAUCCCUAAAUUAAAUGAUAAGCACAUUCUUGACAUCCCUCUUCAGAUUCCUGAGAUCAAGCUGCCAAAAAUCCCCAGUAGACUGAUUUUGCCUACGCUCGGAAAGCUCCAGGGCAAGCUCAGCAUCAAGUGCCCCAUUUACACCCUGAGCACCUUAGUUGAAUUUCAGAAUUCCACUGACAGUGAACAAAAGCAUCACUUUAUAGCACAUUUCAAUUCUGUGGGGGAAUCUUCAAGCCUUAAGAUUCUAAACUAUAGUCUAGAUGCCACUAUGCGAUUUGGUGUUCCAAGAUUGAGCCGUGUGAUUAUUGCUGAUACUCUAAAGUUCAUACAUAGUGCCCUUACUGUUGAACACAAGGCCUCACUAACAUUAUAUGGACUCUCUGCCCAGGGCACUGCCCAAACAAAUGUAAGGGUGACUACCACACCUUACACAGCAGGCGUCAAUAACAAUGCAUUCUUUGCAGUGGAAGGUGGAAUGUCAGCAACUUCUGAUUCAACCUACACGCACACAGUGAACAUUCCCUUCUUAUCACUGACCAGUGAGGCUUCUCUGACCCAGUCAGUACGUGUUGGGCAGAAGGACACCCAGAUUCAACUGACCGUCGGAAAUGUAGGCAAAGGCACGUUCUCUCUUUCAGACUACUCGGAUGAGGGCACCCACAAGAGUGAACUGCACUGCACUAUUGAGCCAAGAGCAACAAAAUUGAGCUUUACUAGUGACAUUGAUAGCGCCACCCUAAAGUUGAAGGAGACACUGUAUGUUGAGGCAGCUACACUAAAAUUCAUUAACUUCAGUGGUCAAAUUGAGACUAAAUCGCCAUUCAUCAAAAACAGUGUAGUUGUAGCAUCUGGAAGAGCUCAUCUUCUUCCCAUGAGGGCAGAACUGGUAGCAACACAUGACACAGAGCUUGUGGGAGCUCUAAGUGGAAACCUAUAUAAUGACAUUAAUAUCAAGAUACGUCCUGUUGAGAUCGUUGCUGUUUUCCAGAACAAAGGCAAUGGCAAAGUAAAUUUUCAGGAAUCUCUUUCCACCAAAUUUGACCUUCAGAAUAACUAUUCUCUUAUUCUCAACACCACUGUGCAGCAUAUCGAAACGGCAGCGUCUGUGCACUUCAGCCAGCACAAAUAUAGCUAUAACAUUACAAUUCACAACAACAAUCUUGAGGCAGGAAUUUACGCUGCUGUAAAUGGUGUGACUGACCUGGAGUUUCUAACUGUUCCUAUUAGCAUUCCAGAAAUUGCUAUACCAGUCAUUGAUUUAAAAAUCUCAGCUAUCAAUGUUGCCAACUUGUAUGACAGUAGCGGCCUUAAAUACCUUUAUACAACCAAGCCGACCGUUGAUGUAAAUGCAAAAAUUGUGUACGAAAAGAGUAGGUUUGCACCAGCCAUUGAUCUUGGUUUCAUAAGUGUUCCUGUUGUAGGCAACUUAAUCUCUGAGACGUCUUUCAAGUCUUCUAUUUUCAACCUAAUUACUAGUGCUGGAAUAUAUAGAGAUAAUGACCUUGUCAUCCGCAUUGCUGCUACUUCUACCUCUGUGUUUAAAGAAUUGAAGGCCAAACUUGAGGGUACAAGCAGCCUCAGCUUAAAAAAAGGACUGAAACUGGCGAAUGCUUUAUCUCUGAAGAAUGAUUACAUUUAUGGAUCCCAUAACAGCUCUUUGACAGUGAACGGAGAAAAUUUGGAAGCUGCAGUAGCUGUAACUACAGUUGCAAACAUGAAGCUCUCUAUCCUUGACAUUGAAGUUAACCACAAACUGCUUGCAGACAUCAAAACCGUUCCAAGUGCAGCAUCUACACUAAUAAUCAAACACAAAUUUGACGUUCCCAUUAUUAAGGCUGUCGGUAGCGGUAAUGUUGAACACACUUUGAAGGUAGAUGGAGUUGCUCCCCACAUCGAGUCCACCACAACGGGUGCGAUUGAAGGAACGUUUCUGGAAACUGGCAUUGUGAAGGGAGCUUUGAAUAAUGAGGCAUCCGUGUACGUGAUUGGUGAAGUACUGCGUUCCAAACUGAAGACUAUUGGUAAUGUAAAUGUUAAUCAUGGAGAUUUCAAAGUAGAGUUUGAUGUCAAUGAAAACUUUGACAUGGAGUCAGCGCUUAGCCGUGUGUACACGGUCAUAAAUAUUGUUUCCAACAACGAAGUCAACGUUGCAACCUUCAACACAAAGGGUAAGCACACUGCCAAAGCCACUGUUGACUUGGUUCCGUUGAGCUCCUUUGUCGCCGAUGUAGAAUUUGACCUGUCACAGCCAACCACUCUUGGUGAUUUCACCAUCUAUGAGAAGACAGUUGUGGACUUGACUCUCUUCAAGCAGAAGAUUUCCUAUAGCACAAAAAUGGUUUCUCCAGUAUAUACCACAAAUCUUGUGGUUGAGGUGGAAGGAGGUGCCCCAAUCUUCAAAGUUGUUUUCAAGUCCUCAGCCAAAUCUCCAGCUGUACUCCUGGAAUAUGAUCUUGAUAGUUAUCUCAGUACUGCCGUGGAAAAUGAAGUCCUGAACGCAAGAGCUAAGGCUUCCCUUGAACAUAACGAUUUCACCAUAGACUUCAACAGUGUUUUUACUCCAAGUGCUCCCAGCCAUACGCUGAAUGUUGACAUCACCAGCCUGACGUUUACCGAUGUGAACCUUCGUUAUGCUGCUCAGAGAGGGGGAGUGACUGCCUCAAUUUCCUCACCAUCGACCGGCUUCCUUGGUUUUCAGCUCCAGGGCAAGAUUGCAUCUCAGUUGACUUCACGCCUCUAUGGCCGAUAUGUGUCUGCACCUGAAAAUGAUAUUGACAUCCUGAAUGUCAGUGUUACUGCAAAUGGAGAUGAAAAAAUACAUUUCCAGGCUGACUGCAACCUGGAAGCACCCUCAGAGAUGUUCCGGGGCCUGAAAAAGAGAUUGCCUCUUAUCACCUCUGCUAUUACCAAAUUUGCAGAUAAAUACGGUUUUGUUGGUGCCGCCAACCGACUGAGGACAGUUCUUGCCAGUGCACUAACUGAGGCCUACACUAUUUCAAACAAUCAUACACCCGAUCUUAGCCAGCUUUCUGUUUUAUUCAGAAAUGUUGUUGUUCAGCACCAGAAGGCCAUUCAGCAGCUACUAAAUGCUUUUGUCACCUUCUUGAGGGAGACCCAGAUUACGCUGCCUGGUAUCGGUAAGGAAACGACACUGCCUGAGAUCUGCCAGCAAAUCAAAAACAGUAUUGUUGUAGUGUUUGAACAAGUCAUUAGUGCGAUCACUGACAACCUGAAAGCCCACGUCUUACCCACUGUUAAGACCAUCAAGAUUGUCUUGCCCAAUGGUGCGAUCUUAACUGGAGAUGAAAUCCUUAGUUAUAUAGAAAGUGCCCUGACAGACAGUGUGAAUUUGGUAAAGCAGCUGAAGAGCUUUGAUGUGAUUCUUGAGGAUCUUGGUCAUGCUUUCCAAAAGGUUGUCGAUCAAACACAGGCAUUCAUCGACAUGAUCCGAUCUGAUUUCGUGGAUAACCUUGCUGCAGAAAUCAACACAUUAUACACUUAUUACAUUAGAUUAGUCAAUAGCCUGAUUGAGAACGUUAAUAGUUUUCUGAACACUGGUCGCUUGUACGUCUAUGUUGAUAGCGACGUGGACUUGAUCAUAUUUGUGGUGGAUGGGUUCAAAUAUAUUGUUUAUACAGUUUUUCCAACAUCUCCAGCGGACCUGGUUAAUGUUCAAGAUGGAAGGCUAAAAAUGGACAUUUCUUUUCCCUUCUAUCACUAAACAGUCACUUUGAGGGCGAAAACACUUAUGAAACAUAUGAAACACUACCAACUGCUGUUGAGACUAAACUAAAUCGAGCAUCAUUUGAGCAUGCAUUUAAAGCAGUCAGAACUCUCUUGCAUACAUUAUGAAUAUCCCUUUCAUUUUUGUUUUUCUGCAAACAAGAAAUUAUAUAAAAUAAACCGAAAGCUUAUAUUAAAUCUGUUGGAUAUAAGAUUUUUUUUCUUAAUUUUCCCCUUUCGGGCAGAUUUUGGUAUAGCAAGCUACUUACACAAGAACAUUGUGUAAUGCAAGUUACGCUGGUUUGUUCUCCACCGAACAGAUUAGGCUACAGGUGCCAUUCAGAGACAAUUCAGGGAUGUGUCCCAAGCUGCACAAUACAAAGUAAGAGGUAUGCCUAAAUAGUAACACCAACUGGUAUUGACAAACCAGUUUGUUUGGUAGUAUGCAUUCUUGAAUCUGGAUCGAGUAUUUACAACACUGAGGAUAUACUUAUCUGAAAAAAACAAACAUUAAUGUGAGUACCAGAUGAAAAUGUAAAAGCUUAUGUUUUGUUUGUGUGGGCUCAUAUUUCUCUGCAUCAGAGACAGUUCUGCAGAAGCGCAAUGCAGGUAGAUGCGAACUAGUCCACUAACUCUAGCUAACGAGCUAAAAUUCUAUUCACACCUGACUAUUAGAUUUAAUGUCAUUUGGGUGGGUGGGGGGUUGUAAUACGGCCAUGUACUCUAUUUGUGAUGGCCACAUCAUGGCUUAAUCAAGCUGACUUUUAAAUUGGUUGCUAAAUGCUCUGUUACAAAUAGGCCUGAGGCCUAUUCACCAAUACUAUAUGCCACUGGAGCAUCCAUAGCCCAGAUGGGGCUAGGACAGGGGUUAUAGCAAUGCUUUAAAACAGCUAUAAAUAUCAUUCCCACCGAGCUCCUCAGUCAGAAGUUGCACCUACAAAUGUUUUCUACUUUUGAUUUCUCAGUUUCUAACAUCUGUAUGUCUUAUUAUACACAAAACUAUCCAAGUUAAUAACUUUGCAGGAAUUCUGGAACCUGCUGGGCCUUAAAACAAAGAUGUCAGAUUCUAUGUACUCUAUAUACUCUGUGUAAUCUAUGUACAAAGAUAAUGGCCUGAAUACUUUCUUUUUGCGCUGUCACUAUAAAAAAAUAAAUAAAAUAAUAAUAAAAAAAGUUCCAAUAUGA